AUGAGAUGUGUGUUGCUUUUGGCUGGAGUUGCUUUUGUGGCGACUUUUGCUGCGAUUUCAGAUGGAGAUCAUGGAAAGAAAGAGUCAACUGAUGUAAAAUCUGUUCAUGGUGAACAUAAGGAGAAUGCCGAGCUUGCUCAAUGUGAGUUUAUCUCUUUCUGUUUGAGGGACGGUUUCAAUUUUUGCUUUCAAAGUUUAGGAGGACCCAUCUGAUGAGGAGAAGGAGAAUAGAUUGAUGAAUUCACUUCAAAAUAUGGUGAAUUUCAUCUACUAACGUCCUUGCCCCAGAGUGGUUAUUUUAAUAACAAGGUAGCCAAUUUUUAGCUUGCUUUGAGAGGGUUUUGGACAUCGUUUGUUAUAGAUAAUGUAAAAACUUGUUCUUAUUUUGGUAGAUCCUUUAUAAGGACCUUUCAUUUUCAAUUUCAGUUCACGUCCUGUUCCGUCACGCCCGUCAAGAGCAAUCUAGGGGCAUUUUGACCUUGAAGAACACCUCCAACAACAAAGAUCGUGUGAAACUUCUCAAGAACUACAUCCAAAAACUCUCUCAAGAAGGUGAGAAAGCCAAGAAGGAGGUAGAAGAUAAAGGCUACACCCCAAAAGCUCACGAAAUUCCACAGAAACAAUCGUUGAAAGAGGCCGUUACCAACAUUGUGAAGAAUAUUGCAUUUUUCGCGGAAGCGGUUGCCAAUUUCCCGAAGCGAAUGAAAAAAGAAUUUGUGGAGAACGAGAAGUUCAAAGGGCUGGUUGAAUGGGGUUUGGAUUUCUCAGACAAAAUGGACCUUUAUGAUGACGAUACCAAGAAGAUUGUCGAGAUCGCCAAGAUCGAAUUGGAGGUUUUGCCAAGGCCGGAGGGCUUUGUGAAUCCGUACUUCAAGACAAAAGAGCAAAAGCAACAGGAAUUAUAUGAAGAAAAUAAGAGAAGGGAGGCCGAGAAGAAGGAUCCAAAGAAACCGAGGAAGGAUAAGAACGAAUUGUGA
Bursaphelenchus xylophilus (pine wood nematode) is the source of this 977-nucleotide messenger RNA. The record is from the annotation of a GenBank genome assembly. NCBI's taxonomy places the organism in Eukaryota, Metazoa, Nematoda, Chromadorea, Rhabditida, Aphelenchoididae.